AAUGUUUAUUAUAUAAGUAGCUAUCUCGAUUGAACUUAUGAAUAUCAUCUCUCUUUCCCACUCUUAUAUUUCUAUUUGUUAAUAGCCUUUAAAAUUUAGAAUGGAGACGAAAAUGGUGGUGGAAAAGGCUGAUCUAACCGCAUUUGAAGGUGAUAGUGGUGGAUACUAUAUAUGGUCAAAUGCAAAAACACCGUUGUUAAGCGAGUUAAAACUCGCUGCCGGAAAACUUCUUCUCCACCCUCUCGGCUUUGCUCUUCCUCACUAUGCCGAUUCCAACAAAAUUGGCUUGGUUCUUGAAGGUACUAUGACAGUUGGGUUGGUGCCACCAAAUAGUCCAGAAGAAAAGGUUUUGUUGAUUAAGAAAGGGGAUGCAAUUCCACUCUCAGCAGGGGUGGUUUCAUGGUGGUUUAACGGUGGCGACACCGAUGCAGUCAUUGUAUUCUUGGGUGACAGCAGCAAAGCCCUGGUCCCUGGCCAAUUCGCUUACUUCUUUGUGGCUGGAGUUCUGGGACUUUUAGCUGGCUUUCAAUCCGACUUCGUUGGUAAAACCUUUGGUCUGGACGAAAAGGAAUCGGAAGAUGUAGUAACAAGCCAACAAGGUGCAUUGCUUGUUAAACUUGAUCAAGGGAUCAAAUUCCCAGAACCAAGUAGUCACACCAAAGGUAAAUUAUAUGCCAACUUUGACGAUGUAUCGGGUAAGGUUGUUGUGAAAUGUGGUGGAACUAUCAGUUCCUUGACAAAAAAGAACUUGCUGGUGCUCAGUGAGAUUGGUUUAAGUGCAAAGUUUGUGAAAUUGGAGGGCAGUGCUAUGUUGGCGCCGAGUUAUGUUGCUGAUGGAUCGUUCCAGAUAUGUUACGUCGGUAAGGGAAGUGGUCGGAUUAAGGUUGUGGGUAGCGAAGGAAAGCCUGCAUUGGACAGUAAAGUUGAAGAAGGUGACUUGUUCAUUGUUCCUCAAUUCUAUGCUCUUGGAGAGAUUGCUGAUGAUUGUGGAUUGGAGGUUUUCUCCGUCAUAACUUCUUCAAAACCUGUUUUUGGACACCUAGCUGGAAAUACAUCAGUAUGGAAGGCGUUGGAUCCGGUGGUUUUACAGGCGACUUUAAAUGUUACUCCAGAAUCCGAAGAACUUUUCAAGUUGAAGAAUUCAGAAGACAUCACAAUUGUCCCUCCAAGUGGAUAGCGUUUCAGGGGCCAUAAUAAAAUAAAACAUUCCUCGUAUUUGUGAUUGAUAUUUUAUGACAUUCAAUAAGCCAAGAAGCCCGUGCAUGUGUUACUUCAAUAUUUACGUGACUUGUUUGUAAACAAAUUAUGUGAAACCGACUAGAUGUCAUAUGAUAUUAAGGUGUGUGGUUUGAUUUGUUUUA
Helianthus annuus (common sunflower) is the source of this 1361-nucleotide messenger RNA. RefSeq names its product 13S globulin seed storage protein 2. Bases 101 to 1177 code for a protein of 358 amino acids. The record is from RefSeq and is a predicted model, not a curated record. Lineage: Eukaryota; Viridiplantae; Streptophyta; Magnoliopsida; Asterales; Asteraceae. The transcript is spliced from 3 exons. Gene Ontology annotation, molecular function: nutrient reservoir activity.